ACUGACCAUCUUGCCAGUCAUCCUUGUACCCUCAGAGAAGCAGGUGCUUAAAGUAAAUCAGAGAGCACAGAAGCAGAAGGGUAAAUCAGAGACAGUAAGAGAGUAACUACCAAAGUUCCUUGCCCGAGGGUGCCUGAGUAUCUCCGGCGGUACCAUGGACAGCGCCCAGGAACCAUCUCUGGGACUUUUGGAUGCUGCAGGGUUCUGGCAGAUCUGGCAGCAAUUUGAUGCAGCUGAAAAAGGUUACAUAGAAGAGAAGGAUUUUGAUGCUUUCUUUCACCACAUGCUGAUGAAACUGGGUACUGAUGACGAAGUCAUGAUACAAAAUGUGCAGAAGAUGAAAAAACAAUUUCUGGCUACCCAUAAUAUCUCUAAAGAUGCUCACAUACAGAUGAAAGAGCUUGCCAGCAUGUUCUUAUCAGAUGAUGAAAAUUUUCUUCUGCUCUUUCGUCGGGAAACCCCCAUGGACAGCAGUGUGGAGUUUAUGCAGAUCUGGCGCAAAUAUGAUGCUGAUAGCAGUGGCUUUAUAUCAGUUGCUGAGCUUCGUAACUUCCUCCGAGACCUCUUUCUCCGUCACAAAAAGGUCAUCUCUGAGAUGAAGCUAGAAGAAUACACUGGCACUAUAAUGAAAAUCUUUGACAAAAACAAUGAUGGUAGGUUGGAUCUUAAUGACUUAGCAAGGAUUCUGGCUCUUCAGGAAAACUUCCUUCUCCAGUUUAAAAUGGAUGCUUGUUCUACUGAAGAAAGGAAAAGGGACUUUGAGAAAAUCUUUGCCCAUUAUGAUGUUAGUAAAACUGGGGCCCUAGAGGGCCCAGAAGUGGAUGGAUUUGUCAAAGACAUGAUGGAGCUUGUUCAGCCAAGCAUCAGUGGAGUGGACCUUGAUAAAUUCCGGGAGAUCCUUUUGCGUCACUGCGAUGUGAACAAGGAUGGAAAAAUUCAGAAGUCUGAGCUUGCCUUGUGUCUUGGACUGAAAAUCAACCCAUAAAAACACAAACUAUUUUACUUUUCUGCUCUUACCAUGUUUCUGUGUUUUUGCUGGUACAAUGUAUUUGGGUUUUGCUGUUGGGGACAUAGUGAGCAGGCUUUUUAAUAAGCAGUGCAUUAUUCUGGAAUCCAGGGAAGAUCCUAGGGUCUUCUUUCUAAAGUUGUGGUAUAUUGUUGCCUCACUGAAAGCCCCCAGCUGUGUCUGUUAUUUUACCCUUGGCCCUGGGCUUUCCUGUCCUUACAAAGACUCACUAAUCUGUUGGACCUGCUCUGCUUGUCCUCCCACUAGGGAAACAGGGACAGUUGAGCUCAUUGAUCUGUGCUCUUUGUGUAAUUUUUCUGCCGAGUCUAAAUGGUUUGUGGCAUCCAUGGCAGUCUUGUGACUUCUGUAAGCAGAUUAUGGCACUGAAAUAAACCUGCUACUGGGAACAAAGAUGCACUGGUAAUUAUUUUUGCGUUGAGACCUUCAACAUGCUCUAAAUUAUGAUUUGACAAACUACUUUGCUAACUUGGUGGCGGUGAAGAGAAAGAGUGCAAGAUCUUAAUGGAAUCUAUACCACCAAUCCUUAUAUGGUUCUCAGAUGCUCUGGUGAACUGAUAUGAAAAUAGAAGUUGCCAAUAAUUAUACUAUAUUCAUUACAUGGAACAGACUAAAUCAUUCACCCUAAACUCAAUUUAGUUCAUAGGUACUUUGUGAACUUAAAGAACCAGGCAGGUAGGAAUAAAUAUUUCCCAGGUCACUCAAGCCUGUGCUAUCCACUCGAUCACUUCUUCCUCUAACAGUUUUCUCUCAUUAGUCUGGGAACUUCUGCAGUCUGCUAAACCUCUGAAUAUAUUCAGCCCCUAUGCAGGCUGCGUGCAUGAUAGGUAUCACUGUGGAUACCUAUUCCACUCAUUUCUGGAACUCUGAUAAUGAUUUUUUUUUCUCCUGGAACAGAGGUACAAGGAUCUAUGUAGUUCAGGCCCCACCUUCCUCUACUGGCCUAACAUUUUGGUCUCCAUGAUAUACCUACUAUAUAGCAGACUGCAUAGAAGUUCAGGUUAAACUGGAAUUGGUGUAUUGCA
Molecule: messenger RNA, 2049 nt
Organism: Erinaceus europaeus (western European hedgehog)
Lineage: Eukaryota; Metazoa; Chordata; Mammalia; Eulipotyphla; Erinaceidae
Gene: SCGN
Product: secretagogin, EF-hand calcium binding protein
Exons: 11
Coding region: 155-985 (276 amino acids)
Biological process (GO): regulation of presynaptic cytosolic calcium ion concentration; regulation of long-term synaptic potentiation
Cellular component (GO): cytosol; nucleus; synapse
Molecular function (GO): calcium ion binding
Source: RefSeq, a predicted model, not a curated record